This is a messenger RNA of Pseudomassariella vexata, 1005 nucleotides long. Its product is annotated as cytochrome c oxidase subunit VB. Gene Ontology annotation, biological process: mitochondrial electron transport, cytochrome c to oxygen. NCBI's taxonomy places the organism in Eukaryota, Fungi, Ascomycota, Sordariomycetes, Amphisphaeriales, Pseudomassariaceae. The transcript is spliced from 4 exons. Gene Ontology annotation, cellular component: mitochondrial envelope. The record is from RefSeq and is a predicted model, not a curated record. Bases 92 to 661 code for a protein of 189 amino acids.
ACCCGGGCAUCGUCAAAUCAGACAAACCGGAAAUCCCUCUCUCUUGCCAACAUCACGAAUCGACCUCUCCACUCCACCCAUUGCGCCCACAAUGUUUUUGCAACGCACUGCUGUGGCGGCCGCCCGCCGAGCUGCUGUCUCGCCCAUCGUCCGCCGAAGCUUCACGGCUUCCGUCAUGCGCCGAGAUGCGAAGAACGUCGAGCCUCACUCCAGCGUCAGCCAGAAGAUGAAGUCUUUCAGCGAAAUCAAGACCGAGCAGGACCUCAUCGGACCUGGUGCCCAGCCUGGGUCCGUCCCCACCGAUCUCGAGCAGUCCACCGGUCUCGAGCGUCUCGAGAUCUUGGGUAAGAUGGAGGGCGUUGAUAUCUUUGACAUGCGACCUCUCGACUCGUCGCGAAAGGGCACGGUCGACAACCCCAUCCCGGUCAAGUCUGCUGGUGACGAGCAGUACGCUGGCUGCACUGGCUCCCCCGCCGACUCGCACGUCGUGCACUGGCUUGGCAUGUCCCGCGAGCGACCGGUGGAGCGAUGCCCCGAGUGCGGCAGCGUCUACAAGAUGGAGUACGUUGGACCUCAGGAUGACCACCACGGCCACCACGACCACCACGGUUACGAAGAGCCCAAGACAUUCGCCAACUUCGUCAAGCCCGAGUACUGGUAAACAGGACGCACAUAUCGAGGGUAAUAGGAGGCGGUGUUGGUGCCUGGAGCGGCAAGGGUUGUAGAAUAGGAGCGGCCGGUGACGUGGCUGUAUAGAAUUCCCAAAGAGUUGAUCAUCUGCAAGAUCCGUCUACCUUUAUGAUCCUCAUGACUGCAUACGAUAUACGAUAUACGCGCAAUGCGAAAUAUAGGCAAUAUCGAAGAAGGCUGAUAGGCAUAUUGAUACCUAACAUACUAACACCACUCCCGCAGAUGGUGGCCUUUGAUUAGACAAAGCAACAAUGAAACAAUUGGCAGGUACCAAAGGGUACACCAACUAUUCCGGGCCAUCCCACUGUUACGCCA